UUGGUCAGGUCUCGUUGUUCUAUCAGCAUGGCAGAAGCUAAUGUUUCGGUAUCUCAGGACCGGUUCAGCUGUCCAAUAUGCCUGGAUCUUCUAAAGAAUCCUGUGGCCCUUCAAUGUGGACACAGUUUCUGCAUGGAUUGUAUCACAAGCUGCUGGGAUAAGGAACACUUGAACGGUGUCUACAGUUGCCCACAGUGCAGGCACACUUUUCCUCAAAGACCAGUUCUGUUCAAAAAUACCAUGUUGGCUGACAUGGUAGAGAUGUUAAAAAAAUCAGGAACACGGCGUGAUUCUCCAACUCUGGCCUAUGCUAAACCUGGAGAUGUGGGGUGUGACGUCUGUACUGGGAGAAAGCGGAAAGCUGUCAAGUCUUGCCUGGUUUGCUUGUCUUCUUAUUGUGAAACUCACUUCAAGGCUCAUAAUGACCUCUUCCCAGGCAGGAAACAUAAAGUGGUCGAAGCUGAUGGUAAACUAAAGGAUCUGAUCUGCACUCAGCAUGGAAAACUACUGGAGGUUUUCUGUCGUACUGAUCAGAGGUGUAUAUGCAUGAUGUGUGUCAUGGAUGAACACAGUGGGCAUAAAACAGUUUCAGUUGCAGCAGAGAGAACCGAGAAACAGAAAGAGGUGGGCCUAAGCCAAAGGAAAUGUCAGCAGACAAUUCAAGAGAAACAAAAGCACCUGCAGGAGCUAAACACGGCUGUGAGGGUGAUGAAGCUAUCUGCUCAGGCAGCAGUGAAGGACACUGAGGGGAUCUUUGCUGAAAUGAUCUGCUCCAUUAAGAGAAGAUGCUUUGAGGUGACAGAACUGAUUAGAGAGCAGGAGAAGGCUAAUGUGACGCAAGCUGAAGUCACUGGAGCAAGAGAUUGCCGAGCUGAAGAGAAGAGAUGUUGCACUGGAACAGCUCUCAAAAACACAGGAUCAUACAACCUUUCUCCAGAGUUUUCGGCCUCUGUGUUCCUCAGCUGACCAAGGAAAUUCAUCACGUGAC
This is a messenger RNA of Engraulis encrasicolus (European anchovy), 988 nucleotides long. Its product is annotated as E3 ubiquitin/ISG15 ligase TRIM25-like. Gene Ontology annotation, molecular function: zinc ion binding. The transcript has 4 exons. The coding region runs from base 28 to 966 and encodes 312 amino acids. NCBI's taxonomy places the organism in Eukaryota, Metazoa, Chordata, Actinopteri, Clupeiformes, Engraulidae. The record is from RefSeq and is a predicted model, not a curated record.